Molecule: messenger RNA, 1640 nt
Organism: Neolamprologus brichardi
Lineage: Eukaryota; Metazoa; Chordata; Actinopteri; Cichliformes; Cichlidae
Product: arylamine N-acetyltransferase, pineal gland isozyme NAT-10-like
Molecular function (GO): arylamine N-acetyltransferase activity
Source: RefSeq, a predicted model, not a curated record
CGUCAUAUUUUACUCUCAGUUGCCAGCCAGAACAACGACGCAGAUCUGCAGGUUACUUCAAAGUCCAAAGGAUGGAUUUGCGUGAGUACUUCAAAAGAAUUGGUUUCCAUGCCUCCUGUGAUAAACUGGAUCUUGCAACACUGAAGCUGAUCCACAGACAGCACGUUAUGUCCAUCCCAUUUGAGAACCUAAGCAUCCACUGUGGCGAGAGGAUCACCAUGGACCUUGAGGUCAUCUUCAAUAAGGUUGUGAGGAGCAGCCGUGGAGGCUGGUGCCUUGAGAACAACUCCCUGUUUGGCUGGGUGUUGAGACAAAUGGGUUUCAACACGACAACACUAAGCUCCAGAGUUUUCAAUAGUUUCCUCAAUGACUUUGGCCCGCUUGACUCUCAUCUCAUUAACAAGGUCAUCAUUGAUGGGAAGGCUUAUAUAACAGAUGUAAGCUUUGGGGUGUCAUCACAAGUGCGAGAGCCUCUGGAGCUUAUUUCUGGAAAGGAGCAGCCCCAGGCAGCGGGUGUUUUUCGCCUCAUAGACAAACGGGACAUGUGGGUGCUGGAGAAGACUGGCAGAAAACCAAAGGUUCCUAAUCCAGAAUUUGCUACAUCAAGUCUGGUGAGCAGGAAGGAAACAAAGCAGAUCUACUGCUUCACCUUGGAGCCUCGCGGGAUGGAUCAUUUUGUAGAUAAAUGUCACAGGCUGCAGACCGACCCCGCCUCACUGUUCACCAAUAAGUCCAUCUGCUCUUUGCAGACUCCCACGGGAUUCAGAGCCCUGAUUGGAAAGACCUACAGUGAGGUCACCUUCAAACCAGAGGAAGGUGUUGAUGUCUUAGACAUGAGGGACAUAUCAGAUGAUGAGAUAGAAGAAAUUCUGAUGGAAAAGUUCAACAUAAAGCUGCAGAACAAACUAAAGCUCAUGAGCAACAAAUCCUGGUACACACUUUGAAAACAAUCCUCACAUAUCAACAUUUUAUGUUGAAGCUCGUCAGCAAAAUAAAAUAUUUGACAACUCCAUGAAUUAAAUUAUUUAGAUCUUCAGAAUUGUAGUUGCAUAAAAACAGAAAGAAAUGAGCUCUAAAUAAUGUGACUGAAUGAUGGAACGAUAAAAAAAGAACUCCAUUUGAAUUCCAAUUAUUCAAUUUGAUUUUAUUGUAUUCAUAUAGCGCCAAAUCACAAAAGCAGUCACUUCAAAGCACUUUAUAUUGCAAGGUAAAGACCCUACAAUAAUACAGAGAACACCACAACAAUCAAUUAUCCACAUAAUCAUUACAUAAUUAUGAACAAAUGGGAAAUUCACAUUGUUACAGCAGCAAAGUACACUAAACAGGAAAAUAUAAAUAGAUGCAGCAUACCUAACAACAGUAAAGCUAUGCAAGUAUAAAUAUUUUAAUUUGUAGUGUUAUUGUAGUGUAGUAGUUUACACAUUUGCCUUUGGGUUUCCACCAGGAUUGACAAAUCGAAGGUAAAGCCACCUGCUGUGGCAGCUCCUUGUAAAUAAGGGAGCAGCUGAAAGUAGCUUUAUUUGGAAUUGUAUUAUAGUGGAAAGUGAGAAGAAGGGAGUAGAGGAGAAAUGCUCAGUGCAUUAUGGGAAGUCUGUCAGAAUAUGUAAAUUAGGCUUAAAACGUAUCUGAGCUUUAUUCCU